AACUUUAGUUAAAACAGAAAAUGGGGGUCCCAUAUUUUUAGUGUACCUUCCUAAUUCGUUCGGCAACAACUCGAAAGAGUUUCAAAAUUAGCCGUUUAAAUAUUUCUAAUAUUGCAAUAAAAUAAGUCCCAUUAAUGGCUGUUCGGGCAGUGGGUCCCGGUCCGGGUGCGUAUAUGCUACCCCCAGUCCUGGGUUAUGAUCGGCAUGAUACUCGAAAGCAGCGAAUGCCUCAAUAUUCUUUUGGGGUUCGCACGAAUGCUUCAGGUAGAUUUGUUGGACCUGGACCCGGUGCCUAUAUGGUCGAUAAAAUGACUCGCUAUGGAAAGGGCGGAGGCUUGGAGUACUCAAUGGCACCAAGGACACCUACCACAGAUAAAAGAUUCGGACCCGGACCGGCAGCCCAUGAUGUUCAUCUAAAACCUUUCUUCACUGGCACCAACGCUCCAUCCUAUUCCAUGGGUCUUCGCUAUAACUAUGACAUGAAAAAACACGGCCCCGGACCGAAUGCCUAUAGAUUUGAUAUAAAUCCUGUAAAGCCAGCGGCACCUUCAUAUAGCAUGGGGCUGCAAACAAAGCGUAACCGCAAACAUGACUCUCCUGGCCCAGCAGCCUACGUUCCUGGCGAUCUAAAUGUACAUUUGCAGCGUGCUCCUCAAUAUACGAUGACGCCAAGAGGCGGAAAAAUAUCGAAAACCUUGGGACCAGGACCCAACUAUUAUGAUCUAAUGUAUUAUAGGCCGGGCAAAAAGGGAAAUUCGUAUUCUUUUGGAAUACGGCAUUCCCCUUUUGCUCCUCCUAUGAUUGUUAAUUGUGAUAAUGCGUAGAAGUUUUCAAGCAAAUUGCAAUAUUAGAAAAAAGUGUCGCCAAAAUUUUUUAGUCUAAAUAAAUAUGACAAUGAAUUUGUUAAUCA
Drosophila willistoni is the source of this 910-nucleotide messenger RNA. RefSeq names its product outer dense fiber protein 3-B. The record is from RefSeq and is a predicted model, not a curated record. NCBI's taxonomy places the organism in Eukaryota, Metazoa, Arthropoda, Insecta, Diptera, Drosophilidae. The transcript has 4 exons. Bases 135 to 824 code for a protein of 229 amino acids. Gene Ontology annotation, cellular component: cytoskeleton.